This is a messenger RNA of Solanum stenotomum, 1173 nucleotides long. RefSeq names its product F-box protein At3g07870-like. Bases 1 to 1173 code for a protein of 390 amino acids. Gene Ontology annotation, molecular function: protein binding. The record is from RefSeq and is a predicted model, not a curated record. Lineage: Eukaryota; Viridiplantae; Streptophyta; Magnoliopsida; Solanales; Solanaceae. The transcript has a single exon.
AUGGAUACACAAACCAAAAAUCAGAAAUGUCAGUCUGAUGAAGCAUCUCCCUCAACAUAUGGAUUUGAUCUUCUGCCUCAAGAAAUUGUCCUUGACAUAGCUUCUAGGCUUCCCAUAACAUCAUUACUUCAAUUCAUCAUUGUUCGCAAAUCAUUUUACAACUUGUAUCAUGAUCCAGUGCUAUUGAAUUUGCACACGUCUCGUGCUCUAAUGAAUGAUCCUUGCAUUAUUAUUAACUCAGGUGCUCAGCUUCACUUUCUUGAAUUAUCUGAUCGCGGUAUUAUGGGAGAAGAAGAUGUUGUGAGGGAAAUUAGCACCCCUUUUGUAUGCUCUGUGAAAGGGUUUCAUAUAGUUGGUUCAUGUCAUGGAUUAUUAUGCGUACGUGAUAUUUCCUCUUCUGAUUUUCUCUAUGUUUUCAAUCCUUUUACAAGGGAUUACCUAAAGCUGCCUGUGUCAUUAGCAACUUACGUUCCACGAGUGGUUUUUGGGUUUGGUUUCCAUCCUGUUACCAAAGAGUACAAGUUGAUCAAGAUCACGAGCCCUUAUCCCGAUCCAGGUUUGAAUUCAAAUGUUGAAGUACUAACUCUUGGUAGCAAUAGAUGGAGAAGUGUUGCAGAAAUUCCUUAUGAGAUUCAUCAGAGUAGUCAAGGAAUUAUGUUGAACGGGAAGAUGCACUGGUUAGCUAGUUUACGAGAUUAUAAUGGACCUCUUGUUAGACAUAUCGUUUCGUUUGAUUUGGCUGAUGAGGUAUUUGGUGAAGUACCACAGGUUGAUUUUGGUAUUGACUUAAGAACUAUUCAUAUGCUUCAACUAGCAGUUGUUGGAGGUUGUCUUGGUGUUGCUCUAAUAUGGUUUAACAAGGGGGGAGGAUUAGAAAUUUGGGUUAUGAAAGAAUACAAUGUGAAAGAGUCUUGGAUCAAGGAGUUUACAAUUGGAAGUUAUAUUCCAAAUCCAAAUUCUGUAACACGACCUUUGCUACCGAUUAAAUAUCUAUGCUUGUUGAAGAAUGGAGAGCUCUUGGUUAAGUACAAAGGUGGCAAUCUUGUUUCAUAUGAUCCUAAAAAUUGUGUCUUUAGGACUCUAAGGUUUAAGGGGAUGCCUAAUACUUUUCGGGAAUUCGUUCAUGUUAGCUGCCUUAAUUGGAUCAAUAAUAUCCCACCUGAAAAUCUUUAG